Messenger RNA from Aureobasidium musti, 1215 nucleotides. The record is from the annotation of a GenBank genome assembly. Lineage: Eukaryota; Fungi; Ascomycota; Dothideomycetes; Dothideales; Saccotheciaceae.
ACGGGUGCAAUUAACCCCUUGGUCCAGCAAUGCGGUCCCUCUAACGUCGUCUGUGUAAAUCAUUACGCAGCAGUCAUACCCUACCACUUCUUCCGCCCUGAUUCCUUCAACGGCACUUCCAUCUCCUUUUCCGCCACUUCUGUUCCUAACGAUACUUCCUUUGGUCUUCUCAACACUUCUAACUUUGUUGUCUAUGAUCGAACCCAAGGACUAGCUAUCCUCGGCGACUCUCCUAGCUAUGAAAAAGUGUUCAAUGUCAGUGAGGCUGUCCAUGAAGCCCCCGUCUAUGUUCCUGGCUUGAAUAAACUGUUUUUGAGUCAAUUGGCUCCUCCUGCGGGCUUCUUGCCGCAGUUGGUGGUGGAUCUAAACAAUGAGCCUCCGACACUGAGUGAGUUUUUGAGUGAUCCGCCGGUGUAUGCCCCUAAUGGAGGCACUUUCCAUGGAGGCUUGAUAUACUGGGAGCAGAGAGCAGGCAUCAGAACAUUGGAUCCCUACACCAAUAAAACAACAACACUGCUGAAUAACUACUUUGGCUCGUACUUCAACACCGUAGACGACCUCUUCGUUGACUCCAAAGGCGAUGUCUGGUUUACUGAUCCUGGUACUGCCUUCCUCUACUCCCCACCACUUCGAUUAAAAGUACUGACGAUGAUACGUAUAGAUUACUCAUGGUUCAACGCCCUAACCGACACACCNCCUCAACUCCGCUCCCAAAGCUACCGUUUCCGUCCUUCCACAGGCCAAGUCUGGGUUAUAGACGACACGCUCGGCCAACCCAACGGCAUCGCAAUCUCUCCAGACGGAAAAAACAUCUACAUCAGUGACACUGCCUCAGUAAACGGUGUGAUUUCUUCCGCUUACCCUGAUAUCCACGGCUCAGCUUGGAACCAGACCUCCGCACACACAAUUUACAAGUACGAUGUAUUGGAUGCAGACACCGCUCCUUCUCUAAUCAACAAACGCCCGUUCUACUAUUCGCAAGAGUGGGUGCCUGAUGGGUUGAAAGUGGCUGCUAAUGGAUUUGUGGUUACUGGAGCUGGUAAAGGUGUUGAUGUCUUGGACUGUACCGGAAGUUUGGUACUCAGAAUACAGACGGAUUACGUGGUGCAGAAUUUUGCUUGGGUGGGUGAGAAUCUGACAGAGUUUUGGUUGAUGGGUCAAGGAGGUAUUUCGAGGGUUAGGUGGAAUUUGAAGGGCCAGGAUUUGACGAAGUAG